Messenger RNA from Colletotrichum fioriniae, 735 nucleotides. NCBI's taxonomy places the organism in Eukaryota, Fungi, Ascomycota, Sordariomycetes, Glomerellales, Glomerellaceae. The record is from RefSeq and is a predicted model, not a curated record.
AUGGAAUCACCUCAGUUGGAUACCCGCCCCAUCUUCUCGAGACGCUCGACAGGCUCCAACAAGUCGCUCUCCCUCGAUCUCUCCUCUCUGCCGCCUCUGGUUCAGCCGACCCCGCCCACAAACACCCUCCUCUUCACAAACCUGAACGACACCUCAAUCUUCCGCCCCGACAACCUGCAGACCAUCCGCGACCUCAUCCUCAAGACGGCGCCAGUCCACUCAUGGGCGCCUCUCAAAUCCUUCCGCCGUAUCGUCGUUUCCUUCUUCUCAGAGGACGACGCCAUCGCCGUCCGCCGUGUCUGGGACGGUGAAGCCGUCAUGGGCGAGCGCCCUACUCCUGUCGAGGUGACCGAUCGCCACCUUGCCCUUCCCGACGCAGGAAAGCUCUUCUUCAUCUCCCCCCCUCCCUCGCCACCCCACGGCUGGGAGAUGAAGCUCGAGGAUGCCCCCAACAAGAUGGUGCACGCAGAGGACCUCGCCGAUGCGCUGGCCAAGCUCCACCACCGCCCGACGGGCGUCGAGACCCCCAUCAGCCCCGUCGACGGCUCAAGACAAACGCGCAGCAGAAGCUCUACCCUGCUCUACCAGCCUGACGUCAACGGCACCAGCCCCGAUCUGCCCGCCAUCUGCCUGGAGGACAUGACCGACGAGCCCAUGGAGUUCAGCCCUAUCGAGCCGAAGCCCAUCAUGGCGCAUACUUCCCGCCCACCCGUGGAGCUGAUGCACCACGCAUAA